AUGGGCGGGAUCGAAUUUAAUAAUGGCAGUUUGGGGAAUAGAAUCAAAGUUUGUCGGGAGUCAGAGAGCACGGGAAUGGAAGCUAUUAGUGCUGUUAAAGACGAGCUGUUCGUGCGAUUCUUUCGUGAGGCCUGGCCUUAUUUUCUUGCUCACAGAGGCAGCAUUUUUGUUAUCGUGAUCUCUUCUGAAAUUGUCGAUAGCUCUCACUUAGAUCCCAUUCUCAUGGAUAUUUCUUUACUGCAUGGGCUUGGAAUCAAAUUUGUUAUUGUACCCGGGACCCGUGUCCAAAUAGACAGGCUUCUGGCUGAAAGAGGAUGUCAACCCAAGUAUGUGGGUCGUUACAGAAUCACGGACUCUGAUGCUCUUAGUGCUGCUACUGAUGCAGCAGGGAGAAUUCGAAUCAUGAUUGAGGCGAAGUUAUCCCCUGGGCCUUCCUUGAGUGGUGUCCGCCGUCAUGGAGACAAAAGCCAGUUGUAUGAUGGUGUGAGCGUUGCUAGUGGUAAUUUUUUAGCAGCUAAGAGAAGAGGAAUAGUUGAAGGAAUUGAUUAUGCAUCAACUGGUGAAGUUAAGAAAAUAGAUGUCUCUCGCAUUCGUGAAAGGCUUGAUCAAGACUGUAUAGUUCUUCUGAACAAUCUCGGUUAUUCAAGCUCUGGAGAAGUAUUAAAUUGCAACUCAUAUGAAGUUGUCACAGCUUGUGCAAUGUCUCUUGGAGCAGAGAAACUCAUUUGCAUAAUAGAUGGACCAAUUCUAGAUGAUUGUGGACGACUUAUUAGUUUCUUAACUCUUCAAGAUGCGGACAUGUUAAUUCGCAAGCGGGCUAAGCAAAGCGAGACAGCUGCUAAUUAUGUAAAAGCUGUUGGUCAGGACGAUUUCGCUUGUGUACCAUAUUAUGAUUCAAAUCGAACAGCCCCUUCACAAAAGGGGAAGGCUUUUAGCGAGAGAUACAUUCCAAAAUUUCAGAAUGGUGUUGGUUUUGACAAUGGAAAUGGACUUUGGUCCAGUGAACAAGGUUUUGCUAUAGGAGGUCAAGAAAAACUCACUGGAUUGAAUGGUUACCUCUCUGAAUUAGCUGCUGCAGCAUUUGUUUGUAGAGGAGGUGUGCAAAGAGUUCAUCUUUUAGAUGGGACUAAUGCUGGAGUUUUAUUAAAGGAAUUGUUUCAAAGAGAUGGAGUUGGUACCAUGGUGGCUAGCGAUCUUUAUGAAGGAACUCGGAUGGCUAGAGUUGCAGAUCUCCCUGGAAUCAAACAACUUUUGCAACCUUUAGAAGAUUCUGGCACAUUGAUAAGAAGGACCGAGGAAGAGCUACGUAUAGCACUGAAUUCAUUCAUAGUCGUUGAAAGAGAAGGUCAAAUUAUAGCCUGCUCCGCUCUUUUUCCAUUUUUUGAAGACAAGUGUGGAGAGGUUGCUGCUAUUGCUGUUUCUCCUGAAUGUCGAGGGCAAGGACAAGGAGACAAAUUACUUGAUUACAUUGAGAAGAAGGCAUCUUCGCUUGGACUGCAAAUGCUUUUCCUGCUGACAACACGAACAGCAGAUUGGUUUGUAAGGCGUGGCUUCUGCGAGUGUUCCAUCGAAUGUAUACCUCAGAAAAGGAGGGAAAAGAUCAAUCUAUCUCGAAGAUCGAAGUACUACAUGAAGAAUCUUCAACCUGAUAGGAGCGGUAUCCAUCUGGACACAGCCUUUUCCUGA
This is a messenger RNA of Fraxinus pennsylvanica, 1686 nucleotides long. Lineage: Eukaryota; Viridiplantae; Streptophyta; Magnoliopsida; Lamiales; Oleaceae. The record is from the annotation of a GenBank genome assembly.